Messenger RNA from Zasmidium cellare ATCC 36951, 594 nucleotides. RefSeq lists its product as uncharacterized. The record is from RefSeq and is a predicted model, not a curated record. The transcript is spliced from 2 exons. Bases 1 to 594 code for a protein of 197 amino acids. Lineage: Eukaryota; Fungi; Ascomycota; Dothideomycetes; Mycosphaerellales; Mycosphaerellaceae.
AUGGCUAGCGGGAUCACGAGACCGCCACCGCAUACGCAGCACAGCGCCGCGGAAGCUGCAGCUGACCUACCCCAGCCUUUCUCGCGGAAUGGUGGCUGCAACCACCAGCUGCUGGCGCGGGUCAGAGGCUUCGAUAGAGCUCCCCACCCACGGGACGACGGGAGCAAUCACGAUUUCAGGAUAUUCUGGUCCAAACAACAGUCGGCCUUGGUAGUCUGGAAGGAUGCAAAUGCUGGCGGGAGGUGGUUGUGCGCGGUCGUGCAUUUGCCUCACAUCGCGAGCGCAUGUGCGGCCGCCAGAAACAGAAACCACCAACUCAUCCAUGGAUCAAGCGCGCGAGAGCUCUGGCGAGGAAAGACGGAUCUUGCUCCGCAGGACGCAGAUGGCUAUUGGUGCAACCGCGAGAGUGAGCAAUCGUACGCUACGGGAUUCUCGAAUGCCACGACUCUCGUCGUUGGUGGCCCCAAGCCAGACCAAGCAUUGCUUCAACAGCGACGCUGGAUGGAUCGUGAUGGAAUACCUCUCAACGCAUUCCAUCCGAACGGCAUGCUUGGUUGCAUGGCCCACACAAGCGACGAUCUAGGUGCCGACUGA